Microdochium trichocladiopsis is the source of this 1422-nucleotide messenger RNA. RefSeq lists its product as uncharacterized. The record is from RefSeq and is a predicted model, not a curated record. Bases 1 to 1422 code for a protein of 473 amino acids. NCBI's taxonomy places the organism in Eukaryota, Fungi, Ascomycota, Sordariomycetes, Xylariales, Microdochiaceae. The transcript has 2 exons.
AUGCCCUUGAACCCACCUAGGAGCCUCCUCCAUCUUGCUAUAGGGAUUCAUCCGGGGAGUUCUCCCUUCAUUAGCACCAGGCGAGACGAGAUCAAGAUCUCUGGACUCGUCGCAAUGGCAGACCGCAUGAUGGCUAGAUGCGAGCGGACGGCUAGUGCUACUUCUCGAACGAUCCUCUGCUGGUUCCGAAGUACAAGGCCAGACACCCCCUAUAUCAAGCCAUUCACACUCGUAUCCAUGAAGUCCAGCCGGAGCCGGUACUACCGGCUUCUUCAGCGCUUCGUGGCCUUUGUCUUUCGUGCCUUUCGGCUUCCAACUCACCAGCGCUUGGAGGCAUCGGCCAUACGUUUCGACGCGAGACAGCAGGAAAAGCUUAAGGCUAUCUGGGAUCAUAGAGCCUGGGGGGAAGACGCGCUCGUCCGAUGGAGAACGUUUACGGCAUACCAACGGGAGGACGUCGACAUGCAGCACGGCCAAGAAGAUGUAGACGACACUGACAAGAGCGACAUGGACACCGAGGACGAUUAUCGCUCGGAAGACGACCCAAGCGACGGCGAAUACGACGAGAUGCUAGACGCCGCUGAGGGUCGCCAUAAGGGUGUGAAGCUCAGCCAGCCGCAGGACAGUUCACAUCCUCUCGAAGGUCCACGUAGUCCAGCGCUAGCGGAGCUCCUUGAGCUUCUGUUCGAGCUGUGCAUCAUGUUCUGCAUGCAGAGCUUCAGCGAUGGAGACCCCAGCUCGGCUCUACUUAUCUAUUUCAGCGGCAUUCUUGGUAUCAGUCCCGACUGCAGGGGCUUUAGGACAGCGAAGCUAUAUACGCCUCACCUAUCCGCACUCAUCUAUAUACAACGCCUGCUUUUUCUCGAGUACUCCCUGCCGCUUGAGGCGUAUAACCACAUCGGGAUUCCUCGACGGCCGCGGUUCCACCAGCACGAACGGCUCGACACCGUGAGGCAGAAAUAUAUGCUUGCCUCGUCGAUAACCCCUCUCCCAGAAAUGCUAAGUCUGCGGGACUACGGCAGAGUCAUCGCAAGAACUGAUCCUCCGGCAUACUUCGUACGCUGGAGCGAUGAUCUACAGACUAUCUCAUACGGGGACUCCUUUAGCGUUGCAAUGAACAAAUUCCGACGGCUCGCAGAGUACUUCAUCACCCAGUCCGAGGAGACCUGCCGUGAUCUCAUACUUGGAUUAAGAAGGGUAGAGAAGGACAUUAAAGGAAAGCGCGCGUCUCGGGCCUCAGUAUUGGUCACGUCGGAGUUAAGGUAUAUCCAGAGGGUAAAGGGCGGGAGAUUUAUGUUUUCAAUGGUGGUGCGGCUGUGGUUUUCAUGGACUGUUGAUGGUCAUUACGAAUGUGGAAUGAAACAUGUCAAAAUGAGCCAACAAUGCUUGCCCCCAAACUAUGAUGUUUACUUGCUACCCUGA